This is a messenger RNA of Dufourea novaeangliae, 700 nucleotides long. Its product is annotated as lysozyme-like. Gene Ontology annotation, molecular function: lysozyme activity. The record is from RefSeq and is a predicted model, not a curated record. NCBI's taxonomy places the organism in Eukaryota, Metazoa, Arthropoda, Insecta, Hymenoptera, Halictidae. The transcript is spliced from 4 exons. The coding region runs from base 161 to 628 and encodes 155 amino acids.
UGCCGCCAUCCGCUACAACUCUGUUGUAUAUAAAAGAACGGAACGACGUAGUAUCACGUCAGUGCUGUUUCAAACAUUGACAGGGAAUUUCGAAAUACAUACGGUGUCAAGGAUAUUCUUUAACUCUGACAAAGAGCGACGAAACGAACGUCCUAGAAAAAUGGUACCCUCAUCUAGUAUGUCGAUUGCAACAAUUUUGUCUGUAUUACUAAUUUAUGGACAACAGGUUUCAGAAGCACAAGGUGUUGUAAUCUUCGACAAUUGCUUCAGAUGUAUAUGUGAAGCUGCUUCGGGAUGUAAUCUUACAUCAGGUUGCGAUGGUCCUGUCUGUGGACCAUAUCGCAUAACGUGGAGCUAUUGGGCCGAUGGGGGCAAGCUAAAACUCGAUGGAAGUCCGGACAGUGAGGCAUACCCUCAAUGCGUAAACAAUCCACACUGUGCGGUUCGCACAGUACAAGGCUAUAUGGAUAAAUUUGCUCAGGAUUGCAACGGAGAUGGUGUGAUUAAUUGCGACGACUAUCUUCGUAUUCAUCGGUUGGGUGGCUACGGAUGUACUGGUCCUUUGGAUGCGAAAUACGAGGACACGUUCAAACGUUGCAAGGAAACGCUUAGGAACCUCGAUUCAUAAACGAUGCAAUGUGAAAAUUCUAUUCUAAAACUGUACUCCAUGAAUUUAUAUUAUUAAAAAUUAAAUUUUCAA